UAUAAGCACACAAAUCGAGAGUUUAAAAGUUAUUAAAAUAACAGGUUUUGGUAAAUUGAUUUUUAAAUUUGAAAUUUCCACCAACAAAGGAAUGCGAUGUUUUGAAACUCUAAAUAAACCUAAUUCUUCUAAUCCGCCAUCAUCUGAUAGAUGAUUGCGGAUUAUAUUUUUCGUAAUGCUCUUAUAUGUAAUACCAUUGUAUAAAGAAUAUUCUUUAUACCGUCACCAUAGGCAAAUGUCAAAUGUAUUUUUGUUAAAAUUUGAUCAAUUAAUGUCUUUGCAAUCAAAAGUAGUUUUAGCAACAGCUUGUGUAUUUUCGGCAAGUAUAAUCGGUUAUGUACACUUUAAACAAAGUUAUGAUAGGGAGCAAAUGCAUUCUGGCGUUUUAAGAGACGUUGAAACACGACAAAGGAGAAAGCAAGAAAAUAUAUAUGUUCUACAAAAACAAAUUGAUCUUGCUAAACAGUUGAGAAAUGAAGAAAAUGGUAAAAUAACCUGAGCAGUAUUGUAUUUUAGUUGUUAGUAUAUAUUUUAAAUAAAUAAUUUGGUAAUGUUUAA
Messenger RNA from Diorhabda carinulata, 558 nucleotides. RefSeq names its product protein PET117 homolog, mitochondrial (gene Pet117). The coding region runs from base 176 to 499 and encodes 107 amino acids. The record is from RefSeq and is a predicted model, not a curated record. Gene Ontology annotation, cellular component: mitochondrion. Lineage: Eukaryota; Metazoa; Arthropoda; Insecta; Coleoptera; Chrysomelidae. The transcript is spliced from 3 exons. Gene Ontology annotation, biological process: mitochondrial respiratory chain complex IV assembly.